Symbiodinium sp. CCMP2456 is the source of this 9429-nucleotide messenger RNA. NCBI's taxonomy places the organism in Eukaryota, Dinophyceae, Suessiales, Symbiodiniaceae. The record is from the annotation of a GenBank genome assembly.
AUGGCAGGCGAAGCAGGCCAGCAUGAGGUCCCGGUGGAGGGAGGGUCGGCUACGCAAGAUGAGGACCAGGGCUUGCCUCGGGCGGUGGAUGGGUCUUUGGUGGUGGAUGAAGCCAGAGUCGCUGAAGUGCGGGUCGAUGAGGACGUCCAUGAACCUGACUACGGCGGCGCUACAGGGCGUUCGGAUGCGGCGCACGGAAGCCACGGAAACCAUGAAGGGUCGUCAAAUCCGCUUUUGGAGUUGACUGACCCUUCCGCUGGUAGGCAGCGACCGGUACCGGAUGCCCUGGAUGAUGGUUUGGCGCGAGAGCAGGCUGUGGCUGGAGAGCUGGUGGAAGCUCAGCUGCAGAUGACUGGUACUACCAGGCCAAGCUCGCGUGAGAGAAGGAGUGAAGAUGUUGGACAGGUGGCCCGUUCCCUGGCCUAUAUGACUUCACUUGUGACCACGUUGGUUGGAAGGAUGGAAAGAGUGGAACAAGCCCAGUCGAGGACUGGGUCUAGUGGGCGAAGGACUAUGACAUCGACGUCUGCGAGGAUGGAGACGCCUAUGGGCGGGACGCCAGAAGCUGGUACUGUCGGGUGGAUGGACCUCCAUCGUCUGGGUGAGCGUGUGGCUCAUAUGAUGAUUGAGCCCCAAGCUCCGGCUCCUCUGGAAAGACCACUGGCUUCUAUGGACUCCAUCUUUGCUGGAACCUUCAGUUCUGAUGACUCGGAAACUGCGAGGAUGAGAGCGGCUCAGGAUGGGCAGCUGCGUGGAGUGCCGGGGGCGCUGUUGGGGCCGCUAGCAGCCCCGUUAGGACCAGUGGUUUUGCCGCGGGGUCCCGAUGUGGGUGGUGUUCUACCUCUUCGCGAUGCACCUUUCGAGGUUUUGGAUCCAGGACCCGCUCAACAGUCGGUGCAGUUGUCAGGAAUGCCGCAAGGAUCAACUCAGCAGUCGGCGCAGUUGUCAGGAAUGCCGCAAGGAUCCACUCAGCAGUCGGCGCAGUUGUCAGGAAUGCCUUCAGGAUCCACUCAACAGUCGGUGCAGUUGUCAGGAAUGCCUUCAGGAUCCACUCAGCAGUCAGUGCAGUUAGCGGAAAUGCCUUCAGGAUCCACUCAGCAGUCGGUGCAGUUGUCAGGGAUGCCUUCAGGAUCCGCUCAACAGUCGGUGCAGUUGUCAGGAAUGCCUUCAGGAUCCACUCAGCAGUCGGGGAUGCCGUUGAGAAUGCCUCAGGGGUCUAGUCAGUCGCUGGUGCCCUUACCAAGUAUGCUUCAGGUGUCAAAUGGACAGACAGGUGGGCCGCCGAUUGUUUCCAGCGAGGGAGCUUUGUGUGGUCGGGAUCAAGAACUGGAGCGAGUCGAAACUCCGUUUCAGAGUGUGGCAUCUGAGAAUCCUCGGGCUUCAACAUUGGACGCUCAUCCCUCAGUACCUCCCGGUUUUGAGGGUAGCCGGACGCAAGGCAUGGUGAUGGGAGCUCCUGCGACGGGGCUUGUGUACGUGGAUGGAGAUUGGAGACCGUAUAUGAUGGUGCAGGGGCAGAUGGUGAUCCAAGCGGUUGAGGCAGCAAGAGCGUCGGUGGUUGGUCUCUCUUUGGCCGCCCCGACUUACGCUCCCGCAACCUCGCUUGAACCAAGCCAUGGGGCGGUUGGAGGGGCACAGCCUCCCCCGCCGCCGCCUCCGCCAAGGUCUCCUACGACACCGAGAAGGGGGACAGCAAUGGGCAACAAUGCUACGCCGGGUGGGACUCCGAUUCCUCCACCCCCACCUUCUACGCCAGCGGCUCCAACGUCUGGGAUGGGGACAGCGACUUCUCCAGGAGAAGUGGAGGAGCCGAGCAAGCUGGUGAUGAAGUUGCCACCAUUGGUGGCCACAAAGGGAACAGAUGCAGCAGUGGUGGCGGGAGAUUGGUUGGCUCAGUUGGAGCCAAGCAUGGCGAGUUUGAGUAGCACGGCGGCGGCAUGGUGGCAGCAAAUCAUGAUGAAGGUUACGGACCUUUACCAGAAAUGGCUGGAGUCCACUCCUGUGGACCGUUUGCAGAUUCGGCAGAGCGUGCUGGCAGAUCGCCCCCCGGUGGAUCGUUAUCAACGAGUGGAGCAGCGGGCCUCUAUGUUGUUACUUGACAGUCUGCCGGAAGACCUCAAGGCCGAAGCGGUUUCAGUCAGGGCGGUCACAGUUUUGGCAAUGGUGUUCUUGGUGCACUGUUCCUUUCAGCCAGGCGGGUCGGCAGAGAAAGCCUUUCUUCUUCACUUCUUGACGUCUCCAGACACAGGGGGCGCUGUGGAUGUGGCGGUGGCGUCGAUUCGUAAGUGGAUUCGUCUACUUCGGAGGGGAAAGGAGCUUCAAGUUGUACUACCCGACCCGAGUCUCCUUUGUCGAGGGCUGGACAAGCUUCAUGCUCAGGUGUUUACCCCCAGUAAACACCCUAGCGCUGCGUUCAGGAUCGCCAGCUUCAAGUUGGAGCGUCAGCUGGACUACAAGGCGAAGGCCUCAGAUGUGGAGGACUACGCUCAGCUGAUCUUGGGAGAGUUGGAGGCGGCACUGUUGGCCCAGCCCAUUGCGCAGCAGCCGAAGCUCAAUCGCAUGGAGGAGACCAACCUCAAUGACGCAGGGGACAAAGGAAAGGGGAAGGGCAAAGGAAAAAGCAAGCAGCCAUGUUGGUCGUGGAAUGAUGGCUCGGGCUGCAAGUACGCACAGAACUGCAUGUUUCGUCAUGAUCCCCUCGGGCCAGGUCGUUGUUGGACAUGUGGCAGCAGCAGCCACCUCAAGCCUCAGUGCCCGUACCACGGGCAAGGGGGGGGAACUUCAUCGGUGGCUACAGCUGGGGAGUCAAGAAAUUCGUCUACGCCUUCGGCACCCCCCCCUUCGAGCUCUACUACAACUCCAGAAGGAAAGGGCGGCUUGGAAGAAAAGCCAGCGAGAAAAGGGAGGAAAAAGGGUGGUGGAAAAGCAAAAGAUGCUGUGCGAAAGGUGGAGGAUGCUCCGUCUGAGGGGGGCUCUACGACAGCGGCUCAGGUGACGGCGGUGAAUGGGACUGCCCCAGCACCAUCCAUGGAGUCGGCAAGGGACGAGUUCUUCGAGGAGGCCGCGAAGGCUUUGAAGUCGUUGAGGCUAGCUCGGGCGACUUUGGAUCGGGUUUGCGCUCUCGGCGAGGACGGCAUGUCGGCCUUGGUUGACUCAGGUGCUACUACAUCGAUGAGGUCGGCUACAAGACACGAGUUGGCCGGGCUCCCAAAGCGCAAGGUGCUGUUAGCCGAGGGAGAAGCUGUGUUCUACCAGCUACCUGGCGGCACUCUUCUUACGGAGCGGGAGACUUCGCCCAUCCUGGCGAUGUCGGAUCUCAUGGCCAUUGGCUGUCGGAUUUCGUGGUGUACGGGGGAAGGCUGCAGAAUCGUCCACCCGGUGAAGGGUGAUUUGCAGACCCGUGUGGUGAAUGGAUGUCCAGAGGUGGAUGCCCAUCUUGGUCUUGAACUGAUCGGCGAAGCUGAAGCAACCAAGCUUCGGAGGCGAGAGGCAGAACUCGCUGUGCGCAAGUUGGUGGAUACUUGCAGGGAUAAGCCAAUGAUGGAUUGGAGUUUGGGAUUGAAGGCAGUUCGAGACCUUCGGAGCGGUGUGGGAGUUUCGUGGGCUUGGCUGCGUCGUCUCUUCCCAGGUGCCCCUUCGUGGUUGAUAUCUUCGGUGCCAGUGGUGGCGUCGCUGGAUGGAGCAAAGGUGCCAUGGAAUCGUCGGGAGCGGAAGCGGUGGAAGCAGGCUUCGGCGAUUGGAAUCCAUCUUUUCUGUGGGAAGGACCGUCAGACUUGGAGGUCGUCUGCGGAGGCGGCCUGUGUGGUUACUGUGGAUCAGGCGGAAGACAUCAUGGCGGAUGACACGUAUGCGGCGCUCCUCGACUUGGCGCUCACGGGCAAGGUCAAAACGGUGUUUGGCGGCCCUCCUUGUCGCACGUUCUCAGCUUUGCGAGGUCAUGGUCCAGAAGACGGUGGACCCAGACCACUUCGAACUCGCGAGGGUGAAGGCCGCUGGGGGCGAGAUGAUUUGAGUGAGUGGGAAACCUGGAGGGUGCGGCAGGACAGCAUCAUGAUCUUUCGGAUGUUGUUUCUUUGGAUGGUGUCGGCCGUGGUGGCAAGGGAGGCGGGUGAAAGGCUCCCAGACUUUAUCCUGGAACAUCCCGAGGACCCCAAGGAGUUCAUGGACGCGGCUACUCAUGGUGAGCGUCGGGAGUGGACCUCGUUGUGGGCUUUUCCAGAAGUGCAGUUCAUUAAGGAGGAGCUUGGCUGGCAUUGGUGGCAGUUUGAUCAAGGGCCUCUAGGACAUCCUCGCCGGAAGCCGACAAGGGUGCUAUCAUCAGUACAGUGCCCGCGGGAGCUUCAUGGUGUACGUGGACCUUCGGUGGUCUCCGAGGAGGAGUGCGACCAUGAUGGGGGUGGGUUUCGCUCAUCUUCGUGGGCGUCAUGGGCACCCCAGCUGAAGCAGGUCAUCAAAACCGAGGUGGAGCUGAGUUUGGCUGGAGCCACCUUGGAGCGAGUGAUGAAGCUGGACAAUAGCUUCAUGGAGCACCUCCAGCGGGAUCAUAUUCCGUAUCGUCGAGACUGCAAGGCGUGUUUGGCCGGCGCUUUUCGGGGGCAUGUUCAUCGCCGGAUUGUGGCCCCGGAUGCUUGGUGUCUUUCGCUGGAUUGCAUCGGUCCUGCCAAACAAGGUGAAGACGAACUCUUGAAGAGAGUGAAGUAUGGCUUGAUUGCUACUUUGGCAGUCCCAGAUGUCCUUGGCAAACUCCUUCAGCCAGCAGAACCGGGUGACGAAGAUGACGGAGGCGGUGUGGGACCGGUUCUGGACGAGGACCCGCUCUACGAGGAGGACGCUGAUGCGGACGAUGAGGGCGAGCCCCAAACGGCUGCCGAAAAGGCCCGCGGGGAAAAGCAAGAGGCCAAAUGGGAGGCUAUGGCUGCCAAAGAAAAGGUUGAGAACGUGACCAUGGUAGAAGUUCCGUUCUUUGUCCCGCUGGCAUCCAAGGCGGCCCCGGAAGUCCUCGCGGCCACUAAAGAGAUUCUUCUUCAGGUUCGGCGUCUGGGCUUGGUGGUUCGAAGGAUACACACCGACUGCGGCAGAGAGUUUGUCAACAAGUCGUUCCGGGCUCUAUGUGCGGAUCGGGACAUCGUUCGCACCACCACGGGCGGGGACAACUUCAAGUCCAAUGGACGUGUUGAGGCACUGGUUGGCAGAGCCAAAAAUGCAGUGAGGACGCUCUUGAGCGCUUCGGCCUUGGGAUCCCAAUCUUGGCCCUUUGCUAUGAGGCACUAUGUGGCUCGCAUUCAGUGGUCGGUUGUCACUCAGCUUGGCGGUCGCUAUCCUCGGCUACCACCUUUUGGGACCAAGGUCUUUGUCAAAAAGAGAUCUUGGAAGAUGCUGAAAGAGGACUUCGUGGAGAAGGUCGUUGCGGCGCGGAUCCUGUGUCCCUCACUGGAUGUGGCCAGAGGCUUUCUGGUCAAGACGGAGGAUGGCAGCUAUCUCACUACGAUGGUGGCCGUCGAAAAUGUCAAGGAGGUGUCGGGAGAGUUUGUGGUGGAAGCGCCGCCGGCUCCCAGUGGAGCGCCGGGCACUCGACAUCGCAUUCGCGGGAAGUCUACCAUGGCUAUUGCCAAGUGCCAAGAGGAGUACCUACGGAAGGUGGACCCCCAGCACGAGGAGCACCUCAUCCAGGAUGAGGAGCUGGCGGAAACGUUUCUCGAAGCUGAGGACUUCUCUCCGGCCGCGGUGGAGGAGCUGAUGAAGGCGCUGUGGUUGAGUGAAAUGGCGGAGUAUGUGGGAGCUACCAACUUGGUGCGUCAGCGGCCGGCUUUGACUAGGUUUUUGGUCAAAGCCAUGAAAGCUCAGUUGCCACCUGGGGCCACGUUUACUACGCUGGCUAUCAACUUCAACGUGCCGAUGCAGUGUCACCGCGACAGCAACAACAAGCCAGGUGAGAAUGCCUACAUCAUGGGAGUGGGUGACUAUGCUGGUGGGCAAUUGUGGUGUCAUGCGGAGCCGGCCGGCAACGACAAUCUAGUUUGGAAAAAGUGCGGCAACAAGUGGCUCCCGGGGCGACUUCUUGAUCUUUAUCACCAGGCAGUUCCUUUCAAUCCACGUGGUCUACAUCAACCUCAGCCGUGGCAAGGUCACAGAAUCACCAUCAGCGCCUAUACGGUCAACUGCGCGGAGAACUGUUCUCAAAGCAAUCUUGAUCUACUACAAGCACUGGAUUUCCCGCUACCGCAUGAGCAAGUUCAGGCGCCGCCUGAAGGAGGAGGAGUUGCGGUGCGUGGUCAGCGGGGUGCCGUGGUAGGAGGUGCCACAAAAAGUUUGCUUCGGUCAAAGGGAGCUUUGAGGGCGCUGUGUGCGGAGUUUUCGUCGCACGGUGAGUGCGGAGAGGAUAGCUUGGUUCCGGGGGAGCAGCAGACCUUGGAAUCUCAUCAAGUUGCUGGCGGUGAAGGUCAGGACUGUUUCUCAACAGGCGAUAGCUUGGUUCCGGGGGAGCAGCAGACAUUGGAAUCUCCUCAAGUUGCUGGCGGUGAAGGUCAGGGUGUUUUUCAGUGUAUCUGCAAAGGCUACGAGGUGGACCCGUCUCUAUGUGUCUGUAGGAUGACUGCAGUGGAGUCAAGUGGUGGUCCGCAGAGGUUCUACAUUGGAGACCAGGCUCCAGAUCUUCGUGAAGGACACGGUGGUGAUGGAUAUGAAAGCUGGUUGGAAGAAGCGUGGGGGGCGUUUGGACCGCCCGAAGUGCCUCAUCUCAAGUCCUUGGGCGACGAGGGUCAGGACCUGUACCAGAUCGUGGGUUCGGAGGUUCCACUGGAGGUGGGAUGGGAUUUGCUCAGCAGCUAUGUUGACGAGCUUCGUGUGGCGUUGGUUCAGGAAGAGUAUGCUGAAAGGGAGCAUUUGCUGAGCCGAGGUGAGGAUGGAGAUGAUGUUGGGGGUUCAUUAGCUCAGUGGAUUCACAGUCGGCAACAUCUGGAGGAUGUUCUUCGCCUGUAUCAGGAGCCGGAGGAGGAAGAGGUUGGGAGCUCGAAGCUUCGAAAGAUCGAGGGCCUGGAUGACGAGGUCCCACUCCACACCAAGACGAUCCCCAACGAGGCGGUGAGGAAGGAACUCCAGCGAUGGGCGCCCAGCAUGGCGGCUGAGUAUGAAGCACUCAUUCGAGAAAAUGAGGCGGUGGAACCUUUCCCGGAGGAGACGCUGGAGCAGUGGAGGAAGGAAGGACGAGAGUUCGAUCUCGUGCCCGGGAAGACUGUGCACACCAUCAAGGCGUUCGCCGGACGUUUGAAGACGCGGGCAGUGAUCUGUGGCAAUUUUCUUGGGCAGUGCUUUACCAAGGCUCAAAAGUAUGCUGCCGGGGCGGACAGUGUCUUGAUUCGUCUUCUACUACGAGAAGUUGCUUUACGACGUUGGAGGGUAUGCGUCAUUGACGUUCGGACUGCUUUCCUGCUUGCCCCGCUGCUGUUCCAGGACUCCAGGCCCACGUUGGUGAUGGUUCCGAAGAUGUUUCUCAUGGCUGGGAUUUGCAAGGAGACUGUUUGGAGAGUGAAGCGUGCGCUGUAUGGCAUGGUGACUUCGCCAAGGAGCUGGGAGGUCUAUCGGAACCAGACGAUGGCCAAAAUGGAGGGCAGCAUCAAGGAGGGCAAGGUGUCGCUGAGGCCCUCGGAGGUGGACGGGAGCCUAUGGUAUGUGAUGGUCGGGUCGCGCCGUGCGGGUGCGGUGGUUUGCUACGUCGACGAUCUCCUCAUCGUUGGUGAGGACGAAGCAGCGGCCGAAGUGGCCGGCAUGUUCAAGAGGACCUGGAAGUGCACCGAGCCUCAAUGGGAUGAUGUUUCCUUCAAUGGUUUCGAGAUCAAGAAGACCGAGAAUGGCCUGUUGCUCACCCAGGAUAGCUAUACCAAGGACCUCCUGGAGCGCUAUCAGGACAUCGAAGGCUAUGAGGAGGUGCCGGCCCCGAUCCAGCUGAAGUCGGAGGAGUUCGAGCUGAAGGAUGGCGAGAAAGCUUCCGACUAUGUGCGGGCUGCUCAGGUGAUGGCGGGGGAAGUUCAGUGGCUGGCAGGAAGAUGCCGACCUGAACUAGUGUAUGCUACGAACUUGCUGUCGCAGGCCAUCUCCAAAUCUCCUAAGGAGGCGGUGUACCGUGGAGGCCAUUUGCUGCGGUAUUUGAAAAGGUUCCCUGCUGGAGGCCUGAAGUACUCCGUCUUGCCGGUCGUGGACAAGGAGUCUAGGACCUCUGGAGAAGGGCCCUUUCUCGAGGGGUUCAGUGACGCGUCGUUUGCUCCAGAUUCGGAGCGCAGUCAACAGUGUAUCCUGAUCUUCCUUGCGGGUGGCCUCAUCGCGUGGACGAGUUCCCGCCAGCCUUUCGUGACGAUGUCUACCGCAGAGAGUGAGCUGGUUGCAAUCUGUGAGUUGGUCACGUGUAUGAAGUCCAUUGAGCACCUCGCUGCGGAGGUGAUGCUGGGACACAUGUCCGAGGUGGGCAAGGUUCGGAAGAUCUUGUACAGUGAUUCCCAGGCGGCAUUGGCGGUGUGCCGUUGUGCAGCAGGCAGCUGGAGGACCCGGCAUUUGCGGAUCCGUGGUAACCUUGUACGUGAGCUGCUAGACCAAGAUGACUGGACAUCGUUCCACAUUGAUGGUCGAGUGAUGACCGCUGAUGUGGGAACUAAGCCGCUGGCAGCAGAUCGUUUCCGGAUGCUUGUGGAUCGGAUGCAGAUGUCAAGGACCCGGGUUUCCCCAGAGACUGCCCCAUCCGGGCGGACGGUACCGCCUCAAGUGGCAAAACGAUUGGUCCUACUGCUGUGUGUGGCUUCUCUUGUGGAUCAGGUCGAAGCUGCGGAUGCGGAGGCGAUGGACUAUGCUUACUAUGGCAUGAUGACGGCGGUGCUGGUGGCAAUCCUCACGGUGUAUGAGUUUGUAAAGUGGGCUGUCAAGGAACUGUGGGAAUGCGGUCAAGGUCGAGCUCGUGGAGCGAGGCGUCCCCCAAGAACGACAUCUUCCACCUCGAGCUCCACUGAUGAGGAGGGUCCUAGAUUGAGGUCUUCAAUGACGGCCUCCCAGAGGCGCCGUCCCCCAGCACCUCCGGUUCCUGAGCCAGUCCUGACCGGAAACGACGAGGGCGCCUACAGUUUCAUCGUUCCCAGUGGUGAUCGAGAUCGCUGGGAGGUGGAUUAUAAAAGGGGUGUGGCAAUUCGCUGGCACGCCAAACCACGCCAGCAUCUUUUUGUUCCCGGGCACUGUGCAGGAGGGCCUGAGCUAAGUCGCUUGACGGGCCAGAGAUGCACCUACGCAAGGUUCCCCACCGGCGAGGUUCGGGUGCUUAGCGAUAACUAUAUGACGAAGACCAAGCCCGCGCAGGUGCUCGCAGACCGUGAAUGGAGGGGUCGCACGGAGCUUCAGAUGCAUCCCUCAGUCAGUGCCCCUGUAUCAAGUGGCACAAAGAAGGAGCGCUAA